Porites lobata is the source of this 6178-nucleotide messenger RNA. NCBI's taxonomy places the organism in Eukaryota, Metazoa, Cnidaria, Anthozoa, Scleractinia, Poritidae. The record is from the annotation of a GenBank genome assembly.
AUGAUCUACUGGAAUUGUCCAUGGGAUGACCAGCACCCGAGUCCCGGAAACGAGGUAGAAUUGCUCAUGCGCAGUAUUGCUGAUCCAGGGUACCAAACCUUGCGCCGUUUUCUUUCACAAGCCAAGAUCUUUCUUAAGGAUUCAGGCUGUGUUUUCCUUGCAUUUUCCUUAACUGCUGGUUCUAAAGAGUUGUUUGACAAGGUAGCUGCAGAAACUGAGUGGAGGUACAAAAUAUAUUCCAGGAAAAUCUUUCCGUUUUCCAUGGGAUCAGAACAUGAAGAAGAGGUAUCUAUUUUGGAGCUUUGUGAACAAAAUGAGAAAUAAUUAAACAAGCAAGCAAGUAAACGAAGAAAUUGGAACGUUUACUUUUCGAGUUAGGGUGACUAAUUUUCGUUCAAGGGUUCUUAACCCCUUCACUGCCAGAGUGCAUGAUGGAGUUUUGUAAGAUGACUAUAACUUUUGAUUCUGCGGACCAAAUCCUAUGAUGUGACCAUUCAAAUGAAAGCUCUCUGACUGUACUUCAUAGUGCUAUUUGUUUUACAAAAUUUCACAAAAUGAAAUUUGGUCGAAAUUUGCUUUUGGCUAAAUUUGGGAGUCAAAGGGUUAAUUUCAUUUCAAAUAUGCAUUCAGCUUUUGAAGUUAAGGGACUUCAAAUCAUUUGCUUUACCUUAUGCAAAGUUAUCAGUCAGCCUGCCGCAGGGAGUUGAACCUGUAACAGUCAUGUUAUUGAAAAUAACCGAAUAUUAAAUAAGGCAAGACAGUUAUCUUUGAGGAAGGAAUGUAGUGCAAGUACUAUUGACAUUAAAAAAGGAAUAUAUAUUAAUAUACAGGGCUGGACACUGUACUUAAACUGGACUGACAAAAAAGCAAAGACAAACUGUAUACACAGUUCAAUGUUUGGGACUGCAGCACACUGUCUUAGUUUAUUUCCACCUUCUGACACGCUAAAAACAUGGUUCGAGUUGUAAUGAUCUGAAGGGAAACAAAAAUUACUUCCACUUUGUGGGAAGUUUGAGUUAUUGAGGGUUUGAGUUACCAAGGGAGAAAUUGCAGUAAAUGUAUGAAGGAAAUCCAGGGGAAAUCGAUAGUUAGCACAAGGUUCGAGUCAAUGGGAGUCCACGGUACUAGCUUGUUGGCUCGAUCUAUGAUAAGCAAUUGACUGACUUCAGUCACCCCAAAAGGCCACAAAGAUAUACAGCCAUAAAACGCAUUUGUUAGCCCUUUCUGGCCUUUUUACCAACUGAAAUGACAGAUUUCCUACCCUUUCAUACAUUACAGCUACAUGUAUGUAGUGAAGUCACUACCCUUUCAUAUACCUGAAGCAUGAAAAAAGGUACCCCUUUCGGGCAGAGCCUCCCUGUAUAGGCCCAAGGGUUCUAUAUGCAUAUUUCCUGACUGCCUCAUUAUAGAACACAAAACACAACUGUGGGAUUGACUGACAAGAAGGAACAAGUCAGACCUCUCUAAAACAGCCUACACUGGCUGCCAGUUCAUGUGAACAAUGAAUAAUCUUAGAGCUACGAUUAUUGACAUACACACUGACAGCACGUGACAGUGAUUAGCUGGUGUUAAAAAUAUCUCAUAAAUAAUUCCAUCAAUACCUAUGUACCCAAACAAGCUGUGGUCAUUUUUCAUUUUUUGACACAGUGUAGGUUACCAUGACACUCCAACUUGUUGAAAAAAACAUGUCGCUUUGUUCCAACCUUACGUAAGUGUAAAUAACCCAAAAUCAAGUACCAUGAAUCCAUGCUUUUUUACAUGUAUACAUGCAUGUAUGUAUGUCGCAAAGACUUCCCCGUGGCAUCCGGGAAGUUAACACGCUAGCCCCGCAUUUGAGCCACGAUGGAGGGUCCCUAAUUGGUUUUACGGAAUGCAGGAUUUGCUUUAUUCGAGGGCCGAGAUGUAUUCCUGUGUUUUUUGGUGUGAAUUCAUCGAUUUUGUCAUUUUUUUUGGCUGUUAUUGUGUGACGAGAGUGACAGGGGUCACACAAUAGCAGCCAAAAAACCAACUAAAUCGAUGAAUUCACACCAAAAAACAUGCUAAUACAUCAAAGGUAAGUCUCCUUUACUUUCUUUGUAGAAAAAAAAGUAAAAAUGCAUUCCUUCACAGACCUCAGUAUUUUAUUUCUCUUACAAAGAGUUUCAACGGUCGCUUGUAACGUAACACCAACUCUCUUGUAUAACACACUUGUAACAUAAGCUUGGGACGCCUGUGCCAAGUAAUGAGAUAUAACUCUCUGACCUCUCGCACCUAAGGUCGAUGUUAUUUGGUCAAGAAGAAGGAAGAAGCAAGAAGUUAAUUCCCAAACCUACCACUUAUCGAUUUUUUUCUCAAAUUUCUUGGUGCAAAUAUAAGACUGUGUUGCCUCGAUGCGAGACUCUUUUCCAUCUAGAUCUGUUUGCCGAAUAUUGUUUGAAAUCACUCAAAACACAGCCUCCCCUCCCUUAACUAAAAACUUAAAUGGCUGGCCCCUUUAAUUCACAGUUACAGUUAUCAGUAUCAUUUACCAAUCGAGACACCGAGGAGAGCUCAACGAUUUAAAAGAAAAGGCUACACCGACAAAUAACGUCAUUGCUAAGCAAUAUUGACAUAGGGUACAGUAAAAAUCCACGUGUAAGAACCUACAUCUUUUGAAGUUUGGCAAAGUAGGUUCUUGUUGUACAGAAUAUACAUAUGCAUUGUUAUUUAUAAGGAUUUUCUUCUAAUUUAAAUUUGCAAUCGUCGUUAAAAUGUUCAUCAUAGUUCAAGUGUAACCCACUGUUCCUCUCUCCCCAACUGUUCCUCUGUGCCCACUGUUCCUCUGUUGCUACUGUUCCUCUGUGCCCACUGUUCCUCUGUUGCUACUGUUCCUCUGUACCUACUGUUCCUCUGUUCCUACUGUUCUUCUGAGCCUACUGUUCCUCUGUUGCUACUGUUCCUCUGUGCCCAAUGUUCCUCUGUGCCUACUGUUCCUCUUGGUUAAACAGGUUCUUGUAUUUUUGUUAAUUGAAAUGGCAAAUUUCUACUGCGCCAGCAGCUUCUUAAACCACUUGUUUCUCACAAGCGGGAAAAGACUAUUCUAUUCAUGGUUUACGCAUUUGCUAAUGAGAACCGAAAAGAACUUUUUAGGGGAGUUCUAAUGGAGUUUGUAAAUAAUCUAGUACGUUUUCAAUAAAAAAAAGCACGUAUUAACUGAGUUACAAACUUAUACGCCCAAAGUAAUUGUACGGAUCGAACAGAACAAAGGAAUGUACUGCCAGAGUAAUCAAAGAGCCAAAACUUGAAACAAUGGAGAGUUUUGGGCUAUUUUCACUGAAUUCUCUGAGAACGAGCGGUUUGUCCUUCGUAAUGAACUGCUAAUGACUUUUUAUGGCAUUGAAGACCUCAAUCUAAAAUCUCUAUACAUGAACGAAUUAACACAUGUCUUUGCAUAAGUACAUGGAUAACUCAAGUCAACACCCUGCCCCAAAAAUACUUAUCGUAGACGUUUUUAUAAUACUGUUAAUAGAGUCCUUAAUUGUGAGGUCAUAAAAAAUGAAAUGUGUGAAAUUAUGAGAUUUCUCGGAGUACUAUAUUAUAAAAGAACAACAUUUCGAAAAAUUAUGUUUCUGGGAAACUGCCCACGUACCCCUCCCCUAAGCCAACGUUUUGCCAUAAGUGAGAAGUAAUUUGUUAAUGUUGGCUUAGGGGAGGGGUAGGUGGUUGUUUUGUGGUGUGAGUAUUGUUCAGUGUGGGUUCAAUUUAUGUAUUACGUCAUUUUUUGAUUGCACCUGUCAGCAAUACCAAGAAAGUCAAAUGACAGAAAAGGGUAUUCUCUUCGUAUACGUUUUCAUUGACAAAUGGUAUCCCUUUCGCACGCCUAAUUCAGAACGCGGCAUCCUUUUCAACUGCUGCAGGUGCACUGUCUUAAGAAUAUGAAUAAGUCAUUGAUCCAGUAAGUUUUCUUGACUUUUUCGCAGCCAUAAAAUGUAUUUGCCCCAUUUCUUUCUCUUAGCAGUGGAACACCAAAAUAGCGCUAACUCGCCGAAAACGCUUCAAAACGGCCUGAGACGCGGGCAAACAACAAAGAAUACAACAAGGCAAUAAAGUACGUCGAUUUUAUUUAAAAACAUAACAUUUUUUCUCUCUUUUAAGAAAAACCGUUUACAUCCCGUACUAGCCUCCCCCGCAGACGUUUUUAGGGGAGAUCUCCCCUAAAGACGCCUGCGGGGGAGGCUAAUCCCAUACAAGCCUUUGUAAAUAACCGUUUGUAACACAACACCGCUCGCAAGCAAGAGUCACGUCCGCGUUCAUGUAAUGAGGUUGGACCGCCUGUGGUCAAAAUUGCUCCCGUGAAUCUUUGAAAACUGCUGUCACACGUAGGAGAUAGAAACAAGCGACGACAAAUUCUAGGAACACUGACCGGAAUCUGUCGAUUAUUACUCCUGAAAGCUCCAUUUCUCUCCAGAUAGAAGUCGUUUGCAGAUUCAAAACAUAUCCCUGCAGAUAUCAGAGGUAUGUAAAGCAAUUGAAAUCGAUGUUAAAAGGGGCUGUGUCACGGCAGUUCAGUUCAUUUUGUUUAAUUGAUUUAAUUUUGCCAAUUACUCGCCCUCAAUCGCUAUGGACCUUAAAGGAAGCAAAGAAAUUACAUGUAAAUGACAAAAUCAAAGGUCCCAGACAAACAAAUAUGUCUCCCGAGCAUUAUUUUUUGAAGUUGCAAGCAGCAGGGAUCAACUGUGAAAACACUGUUGGGCUGAAUAGUUUUCAAAAACCCUAAUUUUAAUCCGUUUCAAUCUUUUUCAGUUUUGUCCAUCCGUGGCAUCCAUUAUUUCUGUUGUUAUUUUAACCUUUCUUUAAAGUUUUAAGCGGUUAUUUUUAUGUUUCUCUUAAUUUAACCGGCAUUUUGUAAUUUCCUACAUGUAAUUUGGCUGAAUUUCGUGACACAGCUCCUUUAAUGGCAAUAAUUAGGCACGCAACCACAUUGACGAAAUCGUUUUCCUUGCAGAUUGAUAAUAAAAUGAGCUCAGUAAAUAAAGAUUUGCCGACGAGGAGAUAUCAAGUGGCUGAUUUAGAAGAAGCUGUGGAAAAUAUGCGCCGUUUAACCAAGGAGAAACCUCGAACAGGCUUUCUUGGGAAAGAAUUUCUGAUUUAUCCUGAAGUGUUCCAUCCAGAUCCUUGGCACGAGAUUGCAGCCUACAUCAACAAAGAAGUGAUUGAAGUGAUCAAAACGAAAUUGUCGAUAAAAUAUGAAGACGCCCCAUUCAAUUUUCUAGAAGUAGGUUGUGGCGCAGGUUACACAGCUAUCAAUGCUGCUCUGAUUUCGCACCAGUGCAAAGUCUGGGCAACGGACAUUAACCCCUCUGCUGUAAAAAACACCGUUGAAAAUGCAAAGUUGCAUGGAGUAGAUGAUCGAGUGAUAGCUGUCGCUGCUGACGUCUUUGACCACAAGGAAAUCGCUGGAAAAAAAUUCGACAUGAUCUACUGGAAUUGUCCAUGGGAUGACCAGCACCCGAGUCCCGGAAACGAGGUAGAAUUGCUCAUGCGCAGUAUUGCUGAUCCAGGGUACCAAACCUUGCGCCGUUUUCUUUCACAAGCCAAGAUCUUUCUUAAGGAUUCAGGCUGUGUUUUCCUUGCAUUUUCCUUAACUGUUGGUUCUAAAGAGUUGUUUGACAAGGUAGCCUCAGAAACUGAGUGGAGGUACAAAAUAUAUUCCAGGAAAAUCUUUCCGUUUUCCAUGGGAUCAGAACAUGAAGAAGAGGUAUCUAUUUUGGAGCUUUGUGAACAAAAUGAGAAAUAAUUAAACAAGCAAGCAAGUAAACGAAGAAAUUGGAACGUUUACUUUUCGAGUUAGGGUGACUAAUUUUCGUUCAAGGGUUCUUAACUCCUUCACUGCCAGAGUGCAUGAUGGAGUUUUGUAAGAUGACUAUAACUUUUGAUUCUGCGGACCAAAUCCUAUGAUGUGACCAUUCAAAUGAAAGCUCUCUGACUGUACUUCAUAGUGCUAUUUGUUUUACAAAAUUUCACAAAAUGAAAUUUGGUCGAAAUUUGCUUUUGGCUAAAUUUGGGAGUCAAAGGGUUAAUUUCAUUUUAAAUAUGCGUUCAGCUUUUGAGUUUAAGGGACUUCAAAUCAUUUGCUUUACCUUAUGCAAAAUUAUCAGUCAGCCUGCCGCAGGGAGUUGAACCUGUAACAGUCAUGUUAUCGAAAAUAACCGAAUAUUAA